AUGAUUAUUCCCAUCCGCUGCUUCUCCUGCGGCAAGGUGACUGGCGAUCUCUGGGAGCGCUACCUGGCACUGAUUGACCAGAACGUCCCUGAUGGAGACGCCAUGGACCAGCUCGGCUGCAAGCGGUACUGCUGCCGUCGCAUGAUCAUGACACACGUCGACCUGAUCGAGAAGCUGCUCAAGUACACUCCCGACGGCCGCGAGGUCAAGAAGAGCAGCCUGGCUCAUGACCACCCCCAAUAA
This is a messenger RNA of Diaporthe amygdali, 243 nucleotides long. RefSeq names its product dna-directed rna polymerases i ii iii subunit 10. The transcript is spliced from 4 exons. Gene Ontology annotation, biological process: transcription by RNA polymerase I; transcription by RNA polymerase II; tRNA transcription by RNA polymerase III. Lineage: Eukaryota; Fungi; Ascomycota; Sordariomycetes; Diaporthales; Diaporthaceae. Gene Ontology annotation, molecular function: DNA binding; zinc ion binding; DNA-directed RNA polymerase activity. Bases 1 to 243 code for a protein of 80 amino acids. Gene Ontology annotation, cellular component: RNA polymerase II, core complex; RNA polymerase I complex; RNA polymerase III complex. The record is from RefSeq and is a predicted model, not a curated record.